Messenger RNA from Pelagomonas calceolata, 330 nucleotides. NCBI's taxonomy places the organism in Eukaryota, Pelagophyceae, Pelagomonadales, Pelagomonadaceae. The record is from the annotation of a GenBank genome assembly.
AUGUCGAUCGCCUGGCGCGCGAUUCUCGUCGCGGGUCUCGCCGCCGGCGAGGAGGCGACGCUCGCGUCGUUGACGGGCCUCUUCCAGCGCGAGCCCGAGCGCGCGGCGGCCCUCGUCGCCACGGCGCGGACGCGCGCGAUCAACCAGUCGCGCCACAGUGAGGGGCACGAGACGUACUUCCGGCAGCGGCGGCGCGUCGAGGCGGCCGUCGGAGACUACCGCUUCUACGUGCACACGGGCGGCGCGUUCGACGCGAUCACGACGGCCCUCUUCGCGGACGCCAAUCGCAAUGUGUUAGAUCGCGCUGUGCCGCGAGGGACAGAUAAGUGA